GUGCCGCUUUCGCACACGGUUGGUGCCACCCUUGUGAGGUUAAUUUCCUAAUUCUAACUAAUUUCUAGCCACAUAUAUACAGUUUCGUACUUAGCCGCUUAGCAUAAAAGGAACUCUUUGGGGCAAACCCUCAGUCCCUCAGUGUAUAUGUCUCUUUUAUUGGAGUAAAUAUCUGUUACGACUUGGAAAAGCUUCAAAGUAAUCAGCUAACUACGAUACUAAUCAAGUUAUCAUCAACCCCAAAAAAAUAUAAUUAUUUUCAUCAAGAGAAAAUGAGAAUUAACGACUCACUUUAGGAUAAUGAAGAAAUAGAUGCAGUAGCCUGUCUAGGUGAAUUUUCCCUGGAAAAUGCCUACGACCAUUUGACGGAUGUUCAGAAAGAUCUCCAUUCUGUAGUUGAACAGCUGAUGAAUGUAGCAUCGAAUAAUGACAUCGGCAUACUAACAUCCUCGGUGACACCGGAAAUUAUCCAGUCGAAACAGUGCCAAUUUUUCGAGAGUUUGAUAAAGCAUAUGAACAAUUUAGAUAUAAGAGCUGAACCAAUAAAUGGCACGAGUGAUUUGUAUGAACAAACAAUCCAAGAGCUCGAAAAUGGAGUCCGAAAAAUGAAAGUCUUGGAGACAACAGUUAAAGAGGAAAUUAAUGAUGUUAGGAAAGAAGUAAUUCGUUUGGAAAAUGAAAAUAAGGGCCUGCAGUGGAUGAAAGACGCAUGUAUUGGAGCAAUUGCAGAUGUCGGCAAUUCUACGUACGACAAAGAAAUUGCUUUGGCUAGCCGGUUAUUUGCGCAAGUCAAGGAAGAUUUAGGACAACUCGUGGCAGUGACGACUGUUAGCAAUGAAGACUUUCAAGAAGUACUAGCAGAGUUGACAUCUUGUCACAUGAAAGGAGGUAACGAAGUCUACAUCGAUCUGAACCCACGAUCAGCUGACUGCGUGAAUUUUCUUAUAGAAGCAGAUGUGGCAGCAUAUCAUCGCAAUGACAAAAGUAAAGUUCGUUUAAUAGACCUUAUUUAGAUUCUUGUAAAUAGUAUGAAUGAAUUGUUAACAAAAAAAUUAAUUACCAAUAGCUUCAUUAUUGUCAGCAUUAGAAAAUCGUUUUAUACCUUUUAUAUUUAUUGUAUUAUUAAAUAAUCACUACAUAA
Diachasmimorpha longicaudata is the source of this 1141-nucleotide messenger RNA. RefSeq lists its product as uncharacterized. Bases 408 to 1013 code for a protein of 201 amino acids. NCBI's taxonomy places the organism in Eukaryota, Metazoa, Arthropoda, Insecta, Hymenoptera, Braconidae. The transcript has 5 exons. The record is from RefSeq and is a predicted model, not a curated record.